This is a messenger RNA of Megalops cyprinoides (Indo-Pacific tarpon), 1409 nucleotides long. RefSeq names its product G/T mismatch-specific thymine DNA glycosylase-like. Gene Ontology annotation, cellular component: nucleus. Gene Ontology annotation, molecular function: mismatch base pair DNA N-glycosylase activity. The record is from RefSeq and is a predicted model, not a curated record. The transcript has 11 exons. Gene Ontology annotation, biological process: base-excision repair, AP site formation. Bases 100 to 1314 code for a protein of 404 amino acids. Lineage: Eukaryota; Metazoa; Chordata; Actinopteri; Elopiformes; Megalopidae.
UUGGAAACACUAAGUCUAUCCGUUGUAACGCGUAAAUGGUAGCAUCUUCGUCCUUUUGAUGAAUUUUCAUCAUUUUACGGAAGUAAAUCCAACAUAAAGAUGGAAGAAAAGCAGUAUACAUCUUUGACGGUCCCCUCGGAGUACCAUGAACAUUGGUUUCAGUAUAUGCAGCACAACCAGGCUCUCCAGGUGGCCCAGUACCACCAGAUGGCCACACUCCCUCAGUAUAUGGGGGCUCCAGACGAGGACAGGGUGAUGACCGAAUUGAUGGUCCACCAAGAACACACCGUACCCCAGGAGCCCCCUGUCCCAGUGCAAGCUCCAGGAAAGGGGAAGAGGGGGAGGCCCCCCAAUAAGGAGAAGGGUGAUGAGUCCCCUGCCAAGGCCAAGAGGAAGCUGGACCGCUUCAAUGGCAUGUCAGUUGAGGAGGUCAUGGCCAAGACGCUUCCCGACGUCCUUGCUCACAACCUGGACAUCUUGAUCAUUGGUAUCAACCCUGGACUGCUCUCGGCGUACAAGGGACAUCAUUACCCAAAUCCAGGAAACCAUUUUUGGAAGUGCCUCUUCUUAUCGGGUAUCACUGAAGUGCAACUCAGUGCCAUGCACGAUCAGACCCUGCCAGAGAAGUACAGCAUUGGAUUCACCAAUAUGGUGGAGAGGACCACGCCAGGAAGCAAAGACCUCACAAGUAAAGAGUUUCGUGAAGGAAGCCGGCUCCUAGUAGAGAAGUUACAGACGUACAGGCCCCUCAUAGCUGUCUUCAAUGGAAAGUGCAUUUAUGAAAUUUUCAGCAAAGAGAUUUUUGGAGUCAAGAGCAAGAACCUCGAGUUUGGCUUACAGCCUCACAAGAUUCCCGAUACGGAAACAGUGUGCUACCUGAUGCCCUCCUCCAGCCCGCGCUGUGCCCAGUUCCCACGCGCCCAGGACAAGGUGCACUUCUUCAUCAAACUGAAGGAGCUGCGCGACCAGCUCAAGGGUGUCGCCCAGAACCCGGAAGUGCAGGAGACAACGUACACCUUCGACCUGGACAUGGCCAAAGAGGAUGCCAAGAAGCUGGCUAUCAAAGAGGAGCAGCAGGACCCUGGGUACGAGGCGGCCUUUGGCGGAGUGGUUGAAUCCUCAGCUGGGCCAGGCCAGAGCAACGGCCACUGUGACUUCCCCUAUCAAGGGACCCCUGCCAGACAGAGUGAAAUGGUUGGGAGGGAGACUGCACCCCUGGCAGCCGUGGGCCGGGUCCUGGAUGGGCAGUGGAUGAUGCAAUCCUUUGCCGAUCAGAUCCCCGAGAUCGCCGGCGGCAGUGCACAACUCCAGUAGGGGACGGAGACUGUGUUAGAAGGGUGGAGCCUUGUUGGAUCGCUCCCAGGAAUUGCAUGGAUUGGGGAUUGGCUACCGAGGCACCAUGGACCAGU